Drosophila biarmipes is the source of this 653-nucleotide messenger RNA. RefSeq lists its product as uncharacterized. The transcript is spliced from 2 exons. The coding region runs from base 104 to 370 and encodes 88 amino acids. Lineage: Eukaryota; Metazoa; Arthropoda; Insecta; Diptera; Drosophilidae. The record is from RefSeq and is a predicted model, not a curated record.
CAACAUUUUAUCUAGUUCCUACCCAUCAAACUCUGCUUUUUAUUGAAGACAGAUCAAACAAAAAAAGAUUGAACAUUUAUAUAUUUGCCUAACAGUUUCAACAAUGUCGGAGGAACAGCCGGCGAACUCGAUGCUAAAGUCCAUCUUAAUUUUAAAAGACGAGGAAUUAGAUGGAGCCGGAGGUGACGGUGUCGGGCAGGAAGAAUCGAGGCCAAAGAAGAACGUGACCUUCAACCGGGUGGUGGAGCACUUCUGCUACUCGGAUAACUUGACCAGCUGGAAGAGACACCUGAUGUCCGACAACGACUUGCGCCGAAGCAUGCCGCCAGAGUCGAAAACAUACUUUGCGAAGCACAAUCCCAACUUGUGACUCCAGUCCGCCAUGGUGACCAUAUUAAAAAUGGAACUUAGAGCAAACACAAGCCACAAGCGGAAGUUGUUAACUGAACGUGACACUUUUAACCUAAUUGCAGAAUAAACGGCUGCCCACGGGCUGUCGGGGAAAGGGAUGUGGACCUGUCAGUUGCUUUUAAUGCAUUUCCCAUGUCCUCCGGUUGGCUAGGAAGCGGACCAAAUGGCCCAUGAGUUAUUCAUGAUUUCUACUUAUUUAUAUUUCGUGUGUUCGUAUUAAAAGCAUCUGCCGCUCGACACUA